This is a messenger RNA of Diorhabda sublineata, 1763 nucleotides long. RefSeq names its product calcium release-activated calcium channel protein 1-like. Gene Ontology annotation, cellular component: membrane. Gene Ontology annotation, biological process: store-operated calcium entry. The record is from RefSeq and is a predicted model, not a curated record. The transcript is spliced from 7 exons. The coding region runs from base 174 to 1499 and encodes 441 amino acids. Lineage: Eukaryota; Metazoa; Arthropoda; Insecta; Coleoptera; Chrysomelidae. Gene Ontology annotation, molecular function: nucleic acid binding; store-operated calcium channel activity.
UGACAGUACAUGAAAUCUUCUUCUAUUUGAUUUAUAAUAAUAUCCUUCAAUGGAAUGAUUUUAUCAGACCGUCCAAUUUGGCAAAAACGGAUAUCUGAAGCACUGAAUAUUUCAUACGAACGCGUUCAUCAUAUAGUUCACGUCAAUUUGGACAUGAGAAAAAUUUCUGCAAAAUGGAUCCCGAAAUGGUAGAGGCAAGGGUAGAAGCAUCGCAUUCGAUCUGUGCUCGAUUUGAAAACGAUGUAGACUUCUUAAACCAAAUUGUUACUAAGGAUGAGACUUGGGUACAUUUCUACAAUCCAAAAACAAAGCAACAAUCAAUGGAAUGGCGACACUUUGGUUCUCCAAGACCUAAGAAGUUUCGUGACCAAAAAUCUGCUGAAACAGUUCUUGCUUCAGUUGUUUGGGAUUGCCAUGGAGUAAUCAUGAUUGAUUUUUUGGAUAAAGAAAUGGAUCAAACAACGCAAGUUAACUUUCCGGUUGUUGUUAAAUACGACAAACGAAAAAUAUGGAGACAUAACACUUCGACAGAUUUAUAUUCAACACUCCCUUCUUUGAAAAAUGUGUCUUCAAAUGAUUCUUGGAGUCAGUUAAAGCCAUUAUCGCAUAGACCUAAAUCGUUAAAUGUACCUUCAGGAUUAAUCAACGAAACGAAGAUUGCGUACCUAGAAAGUCCGACGAUCCAACAUAAUUCAUUAACCGAUACUUCUUUAGGAUCUAUAUACAGAGAAAGAACACCACCUUUUUCUAGUAAUUCUAGCAUUACUUCGAAUGGAGUUCCUUUCGGUUCUAUAGUGUCUAAAUCAAGGCCUAAGGUGAAAAUAAGAGACGACGAAAGCAUCACGAGUGCUCCUAAAUCUUUCUGUAGAUGUUACGAUGUGGAUACUACGCAAAAUAACGAGAAAUUACAAUUAACGAACACAACCAAAGGUCUCUCUUGGAGAAACUUACACAUGUCUAGAGCCAAACUUAAAGCAACAGCAACGACAUCAGAACUUCUCUCUGGUUUCGCAAUGAUUGCAAUGGUAGAACUUCAAAUAAACACACCAACAAAUGUACCUGAAUGGUUGUUCGUACUGUUUGCAGUAUGUACGACGGUACUAGUAGCGGUUCAUAUUUUUGCCCUCAUGAUUUCUACAUACAUACUCCCCAACAUAGAAGCUAUAGCUAAAUUAGAAGUUUGUGAAAUGGUAUCAGAAAGUCCCCACGAAAGAAUGAAAGGAUUUAUAGAAAUUGCUUGGGCAUUUUCUACCAUUCUUGGUCUGUUUUUAUUUUUAAUAGAAGUUGCAAUACUAUGUUGGGUGAAGUUUUGGGACUAUUCCUUCACGGCUGCCGUUGCUGCGACAGUAAUAGUGAUACCAGUUUUGAUAACAUUUGUUUUGUUUGCAGCACAUUUUUAUCAUUCUUUAGUUGUUUAUAAAUGUAAAAGUUCUAAUAGUGAUAUGGAAAAGUUGGAGAAUAUUAAGAAACAACUGGAUGAAAUUAAAAUUACGAUUUGAUUCUAUAUUUUAAUAACAACUUGGUUGUGAAACGAUUCUACUCAUUUAUGGAAUUUCUAAAAAAUGGAAUUAUACCAUUUUUUUUCUAAAAACCAGUGAAGUCAGAUAUCCGUGUAAAAAUUUAAACUGGUGUAUGUAUUGACUAUAUUGAUAUUCUAUGGACAAGACUGAGUAUUAUAGUUCUUCAACAAGAUUAUAAAACAGUUUAAUUGUAUCAAUACGAAAAAACAUGUAUAUGCUUGAAUAAACCAUAAUGAAAUAACA